UCGCCCGCCUCAGACAGGAUCCUCGGCGCUGCGCUCCCUCACAGCCUCGCUCGCCCGCCGAUCGCCCACAAAGCUCCGCGUCCUUGGCUCCCUCGCAGAGGCCUCCUGCUCCCCCCUCGACACCGCCGCCGCCGCCACCGGCGGACGCUGCUGCUGCUACCGCGAGAGGAGGCUGGAGCCCCGGGGCACCGCCGACGAGGAGAAACCGGAGGCGACGAGGACGAGGAGGACCCCAGCUCCCUGACCCGCAGAGUUGUGGAAUGCUGUGAAGACUUCCGUGGCCCCCACAUUCAUAGACGAAAUACGUUUGGGACUAUUUUCCGCUGAAGGAUAUAUUUCAUCUAUAAAAGAGUGUUCACGUCUUCCACAAUGAAUCCAGUUUACAGCCCCGUUCAACCUGGGGCUCCUUAUGGAAACCCUAAGAACAUGGCCUAUACAGGUAAGGUUGCUUAUAUUACCAUGCUCAGAGGACUAGAUCCCAUGCAGGUGAUGUGCCUUUUUAUGGGGUGGACCAUUUCAGAUGGAAGGUGGCGGCUAAUCAUACAAUGCUCUUUAAUACCCCCACCUCCACUCUCUGCAUGUAGAAAGCUAGAUGUGGGAUGGCAGGUCUAAGCUGGGUUUUAGCCUUGUGAAGUUCUCUCUCUCUCUCUCUCUCUCUCUCUCUCUCUCUCUCUCUCUCUCUCUCUCUCUCUCUCUCUCUCUCUCUGUGUGUGUGUGUGUGUGUGUGUGUUAUCGGCAGAUUGAAGUGGUGUAGUUCAGAUACAGGUUUUCCACGCAGCAGUGUGUAUACCAGGCAGCUGGUUAAUUCAGAUAAGUUGAACCCGUUGCUGUAACCAAGUUUUGUUGUUCUUCUGGGAUCUUGUUGUUACCCCUGGAGUUUCCUUCAAUGCACCAGCUUUUGUUUGAUAAGACUUCUCUCCUCAGGCAUGUUCUAAUGUGAUACUUCAAUUUGUGCUUAACAUUUGGUAUGUCUGCCCUAUGGGAUCUAAUCACUUAUCUUCAGUCUGCACGCCUUAAGAAAGUCAGUGGUUUCUCUCUCUGCUGAUGACUCCUUCCUUCUGCAUAAAUAACUCUCUGCAGGUUACAGUGAUGAACUUUGCCAUGAGUUACCACUGAUGUAACCUGUGAAUAUUGCACAAGAAAACUCAUUCAUAUGUUAGCAAUUACACCUGCUGAAAAUACAAAAUGUAAAAAAAGCCCCUAAUGCAGUUAUUUAAUGCAGGUGGUUUCUUGUUUUAGUUUCAUGCCCAUGCGUCUCAACUCUAUAAAGAUUUCCUCAUUAGAGUUCCUUAGUGAAAAACACAGAUGAAAAUUCCUGUAAUUAUUGGAAGUUGUUUAUGUUCUGCAACUGUAUUGAUGAAGUGUUCCAGUUUGCGAACGUUUUUCGGAAGCCGAACGUCUAACGCGGCUUCCGAAUGAGUGCAGGAAGCUCCUGCAGACAAUCGGAAGCCGCGCCUUGGUUUUCGAACAGUUUCGGGAGUCAAACGGACUCCCAGAACGGAUUAAGUUAGAGAACCCAAGGUACCACUGUAAUAGAAAAUGGGGCCAGUAUCUAUCUGUCCUAGAUCUCUUUGUCACUUUGCAGACAGGAGUGAUACUCAACUGUUCUGGGAUGCUUCUCUUCCUGCACCAGUUGCCACAAUAUAACAGACUAUUGUAAGUCUACAACAGGGGUCCCCAAACAUACCUGGCUUUGGGCUGGUUGCGCGAUGGGCCGAAGGACGGGGGAACACGCUCCCAUACACGCACGCACUUGCUUUUUCUGGCGUGGGUGGCGCUGGAAAUGGCUUCUGCGCAUGCGCAGACAUCAUUUCUGGCGCACUUCCGGGUCGGCGCGGUGACGGAAAUAGCUUCUGCGCAUGAGCACAAGCUAUUUCUGGCGCCGCACCAACCCAGAGAUGGGUAACCGCACCGUGGCACGCCGGUAAGAGUGGGCGGUGGGGGUUGGCGGGGGCCACACAAUUGGCUUGCGCGGGCCGCAUCCGGUCCCCGGGCCUUAGUUUGGGGACCCCUGGUCUACAACUACCAUGCUGUAGAUCUUGAACGAAGCUGCCGUGUGUCCUACAGAGCCUAGUUGUUUUGUUUGGAAGUGUCUUCAUUCCUGCUACUGCAGCCGGUAGCAAGAGACUGUCUCUGAAAAACCAUCUCAGUAGGAAGUUAGGAAGAUGGGCAUUUUGACCAACGCCAGUUGGCAUGCAGGGACCUAAAAUAUGAGCUGAGCAUCUAGUGCAUAGAAAGGUGAAGGGAUGGGGCAGCUUAAGAGGUGCAGAUACCUGGGGAGAGAGACCUGAGGAGGAAUGAUGUGAUGGCUGGUGAUCCAUAAGAAUUGCAUAAGAGGCAAACCUGCAAAGGACCUGGAAACAGAACAAUAUAUUGGAACAGACAGAGUGUUCCAGCAGAAAAUCAGGAAAUGGCUAUAAGGGAAUAAGAGUUCAGGAGAGGCUGAGAAUAAGCAUUCAUGUCAUGUCUGAGCUUGGUUCUUUGUGUGUCUUUGUAAUAUGCAUGAAGAUAAAUGUUGUUUAAUAGCAUUAAAAUAUGUUGCCUCCUAAACAUAGAAGACAAGCUUAUGGGGCUGUGAUAAUCUAAUGUGUUCUGUAGGCAGCUGUAUAAAAGAGAUGCAUUUAAAACUUAUUUCAGACUCAUGGGGCACAAUUGGAAAAUAGGAAGUUUUGUCUGUGGCCUUGGCUGCUGAAGGAGCAAAGGGCUUUAUUUGCUAAAAUAACAAAUAGCCCUGUUCCAUUUAGACUAACCAAGGUGCCACAAGACACACCUGUAGUUGACAAAAGGAGCACUCAGUCUCCUGGCAUUUGUAAAUACUUGUUUCCUCUCAAGUGAUGCAGUAUACAUUUUGUUCAGCGUUUUCCAUGAUUUAUCUUCUUCUGGCUGAGGUUGUAUCUUGUAUAGCCUUUUUUAAAUCUCCUUAUUUCAAUGUGCUUUCUCCUUCAAAUUCAGCAUUAUUACUCAUGCUGAAUCUAUAUUGUGAAAUAGUGUGCAGCCAAAUGGCUGGAACGAUGCUGAAAUGUUGACUGAGCCUUACGUAUUGGAAUGGGUUGUUGCCCUCCUUUUGCAUGACUGCAGUUUAGGGAAAAUGUCAAGCGCCUUGGCUUUAUUCUGCCUGCAUGUCAGUGACAGGUAACUGCUCUGUCUGUCUUAACAUCCGAUGAAUCAAAUGAGCUAUAUGACUUGAUUUCACCAAAGUGUUUUAUUUGAGCUACCUCGUCUUUUGAAAGGGAAGGCUGCAGUUUGAGUAGCUGUUGGUCCAAAUAAAAGGCAUUUAUUCACUUUCAGGACCAACACUGUUCCGGUGACAUAGACCUGCUGAAAACCCUAGCGCUGUAUCUAAUUUGAAUUGAUUUAAAAUAGAUAAGCCCCCGCCCCCAAAGCAGGGAUGGAGAAGGUGGUACCCUCCAGAUCAGGCAUAGGCAAACUCCGGCCCUCCAGAUGUUUGAGACUACAAUUCCCAUCAUCCCUAGCUAACGGGACCAGUGGUCAGGGAUGAUGGGGAUUGUAGUCCCAAACCUCUGGAGGACCGGAGUUUGCCCAUGCCUGCUCUAGAUAUUGUUGGACUGCCAUAAACUCCGUCCUACAUGGUUAGUGGCUCAAGGAUAGUGGGAUUUGUAGCCUGGCAACAGGUAGAGGGCCACAUCUGUUGUAUAGGAUGUACAGUCCUCAUAUGAUGGCUAAAGAGUGAUGCUCCAAUUCUCAAUAUAAUGUACAGUAUAUACAAUUGGUAAGCUUAUCACAGCUUAAAUAACCCCAGACAGGACGAGACAACUUCACAGCUAGUUGCCAGGCACUCCGGGCACCCCAGGCACUCCGGUCUUCCACUGCCUCCCGCAGUUUGGUCAAACUCAUGUUCGUAGCUUCAAGAACAUUGUCCAACCAUCUCGUCCUCUGUUGUCCCCUUCUCCUUGUGCCCUCCAUAUUUCCCAGCAUCAGGGUCUUUUCCAGGGAGUCUUCUCUUCUCAUGAGGUGGCCAAAGUAUUGGAGCCUCAGCUUCAGGAUCUGUCCUUCCAGUGAGCACUCAGGGCUGAUUUCCUUCAGAAUGGAUAGGUUUGAUCUUCUUGCAGUCUAUGGGACUCUCAAGAGUCUCCUCCAGCACCAUAAUUCAAAAGCAUCAAUUCUUCGGCGAUCAGCCUUCUUUAUGGUCCAGCUCUCACGUCCAUACAUCACUACUGGGAAAACCAUAGCUUUAACUAUAUGGACCUUUGUCGGCAAGGUGAUGUCUCUGCUUUUUAAGAUGCUGUCUAGGUUUGUCAUUGCUUUUCUCCCAAGAAGCAGGCGUCUUUUAAUUUCAUGACUGCUGUGAUAUGAUAAUAUUUACAGUUUGAUAAUAAAUAAUAGAAUCAUAGAAUCAUAGAGUUGGAAGAGACCACAAGGGCCAUCCAGUCCAACCCCCUGCCAAGCAGGAAACACCAUCAAAGCCUUCUUGACAUAUGCCUGUCAAGCCUCUGCUUAAAGACCUCCAUAGAAGGAGACUCCACCACACUCCUUGGUAGCAAAUUCCACUGCCGAACAGAUCUUACUGUCAGGUAGUUCUUCCUAAUGUUUAGGUGGAAUCUUCUUUCUAAACAUUAGGAAUAUUACAGGUGUGGAAAAGAGGCUGCUGUUGAUGCUGUUUGCCAUAGCAUACAACUCUGAUGUUAUAUCAAAAUGUCGGUGCGGGUAGGGGUGGGGUUAUUGGGUUGGUUUUAUUUUCAUUAUGUAUUUUGUGGUUUUAUAUUUUGAUUUUAUUCUGUGAACCGUCCUGAGACCUCUGGCUUUAGGGCGGUAUAUAAAUACUUUUUUUUAAAAAAAAAGUGCACUGUGUAUAAUCCUAUGAUCUAGAGGGUGGGAUGUAAAACUAGGUCAGAUCUGCACAAUUUGGCGUACUGCGUUGGGUUGGCAAUAAGCUUGAGGACACCAGUGAAGCAGCACAAGAUGCAAGAGGUAUGUCCCAAGGCUCCCCUACUAAUAUCACAAGAUAUUACGUUUGGUGCCACUUAAAUUUAGUGCAGCUCUUGGAUUCCACUGACUGAGCCAUUUCUGAUCUGAUAGCUUCAUCGGCAUCCUCUGAGACAGCCCAAGGCAUUUCAUAUGCUGGCUUUACCAACCUGAAAUUAAUAUACAGUACACAUAUAUAAAGUUUGUAUCCUUUGAACGAGUUACCUAUGAAAUAUGUUGGGAAUAGAGGAUGUUGUGUCUGUAUGCACCUGCCUUCUCCACUCACAAUGUUCCAAGGGAUCCUUGAGCUUACCCUUGGGGUCUUGUGAUGCAGUCAAAUGUCACAGCUAUGUACCUUUGGCUAACACGCUAUGAUAUGGGCUCCUCGCUCAAUCUUUCCAAGAUUAUGGAAUAUAAAGGUGGAUUAAUGUAGAAGCCAUAGCAAAAUGUUUUUAGGUAUGUUAGUAUUUGGUUCCAUUUUGUAUUUUUCUAUAUUCUGCUUCUAUUUUAUUAUUAUUAUUAAUAGGGAGUGCUUCAGUGAAAAAUCUGGGAGGGGGAUAUUUUGGAAAAAAUAUAUAUAAUAAGAAUAAUAUUGGAGAAAACUGGGUAUUGAAACCUGCUUAACCUAAGUCAUAUAUCCCAGUUUCCAGCGGCCCUUUAAAGUACGCUUCACGCAGAGUAUACGCAGUCAGAAGUUGACUUGGCUAAGAAAACACCACCAAGAGUGUAGGGUAUUAUUUCCCUUAUAUGAAACCCCUUACUAGCUGUACACUUGUAAAAGUAUACAGAUGAAAAUACAAACGAUUGGGUUUUUUAACUGAAAAACAAAGUGACUCUAAAGCGACUUUAAACUAAAGAUAAAUGCUUUCUCUCUUAACAACUUUAUCUACCCACAUUCCAACCUUCAAACCAUUCCAAACCUCCCACAAACUCCCAUAUAACUCCCAUUAAACUACCCAAGAAUUAACAGCAAACUAGCUUUAUAACUAAGCAACUCUCAUACUAAGAUUCAACUUGGAAUCUCUUAAACUGAGAAUUAAAUCACACUGAGAGAUAUUUAACUGAGAGAGUGAUCUACUAAGAGAUGCAGAAGGCUUUCUGGCAGAGCCUUAUAUACAAGGAGCAGAGCCCACGCCUGUGAACAAUUAACAGAAAUCACCGGCACCUGUUUCUCUUAAACAGACAGUAUUUACAUUAGUCCGGCUCUAAAGUAACUUGACUAUUCAAAAAAUCCAACAGGAUAUGCUUUGAUAAAGUAUUGUGAGCAGUUACAGAAAAUAAAACGUGAUGCAUGCAAGGAAGCAAGCAAGCUCUCUCUCUCUCACACACAUACAUUCUUAUAUGAGUUUAUGUGAACAUUCCAUGUUUGCUGCUUCAGAUAUUUGAAACAAGCACCAUUUGAAAGUUUAGGUUUGUGCAUGGAGCCCUUUUCUUUCCUGCUGGACCCCGAUUUGGAUGAGCCCGAAGCUCCAUCUUCAUCUUCCCAUUCGGCAAAUAUUCUGUGGAGUAUCAGCCAUUCUGUUACCUAAUUCUAUUGCCAUGGAUUUGUGGAGGGCCAGAGGACUAACCUCAUCAUAAUGAACUCAAAGGUGCUCCCCAGGGCAUCCCAUAAUAUAAUUUGGCUCUUCUAGUAAGAGCCGCAAUUUGAUCUAUUUCUCUUUGCCAUUGAGUGGCGAUAGUAAUUAAAUAGUGAUGUUUUGAAAAAUCAGCAGAGGUAACUUAGCUGGACAAAGCUUUCACCAAUAAAUGCACUCAUAAUUUUUUCCCUGUUGAUGAAGUGUCUCCUUGAUUCAACAGGAAAAGUAUAUUGACAGGGCUAGAAAAAUAAUUCUAGUGUCUAGGCAGUGCCGGCAUCAAUCUUUCAUGCGCUCAACUUUCAGAAGCUUGAAUAAAUAUUUCAAAGUAGUAAGACUCAGCGUUCAACUUCUACGAGUUCAUGCACCUGGGAUUUUUCCAACCUUGCAUAUUGAGCAAGUAUGAAGUUCUUUUCUUUUUACAUUGCAUUAAUGAGUGUGUGUGGCAUUUAAAGAAAUAUCCCAGCCUGAUAUUUGAACAUAUGUAUGUAUUGAUGAUUUCACUUGCUCUAGGUAGUGAAAUGAUAGUUGUAAUAGUGGCGGCAGUAGUAGUAGUAGUGAGUGUGUAGUUUUUAUUAUUAGUAUUAUUUAUAUGCCACCCAUCUGACUGGGUUGCCCCAGCCAUUCUGGCCAGCUCCCAGCCAAACUUGAACUUGAGCUUACUAUUUGAGCUUCUUUUGAGCAAGUCAUGAUCUCUCAGCCUAAUCUAUGUUGUGAGAUACCUGUAAAUAAUCAGAGCCCUGUUGGAUCAGACCAAAAGCCUAUGUAGUUCAGCCUUCUUUUCUCACAGUGGCCAACCAAAGGCCUAUUGGGAACCACAAGCCGUCUUUGUGCAACCCAUUAUCUUUCUAGAAAGCGUGGGCCAAAUUUCCACCGUGGGUGGUUUUGUUUGUCUCUGACCAGUGUCACACUCUGGCUCCUUGGCACCAGAAUAUAUCCCCCAUAGGAGAAAAUGCAGGAUUUAAGAAAGGGAAGAUAACAAAGGUUUAUUCAGGAGCGGUAUGUUGAAGGCUCCUCUUCAAAUGUCUGCUAAUUUCAGCUAUUUGCAGUUGUAGGUUUAUUAUUUCUUCCCCCCUCCAGUGGCUGCAAUCCACCUGAAGCAUCUUUUGUUUUCGCUAGCAGAAUGGGAGAAGCAAGAGGGUUGAGGUUUGAUAGGUGGGAGAGUCAGCCUGCUAGGAAGUCUAGGAAUGAAGCUGCUGGCUCUGUUGAGUGCUUUUGAGCAAAAUUGUAUGGAAUUGAGGGACCAAGUGAAUGUGCAUUUCAGCUAAUCAGGUACUCAAAUGACCUUUAUUUGCCCUGUUAGAGGUCCCAGGGAGAGAUGGAAUCGCUUGAAAAGGAAAAGGAAGGCAAAUUCAAACACGGAAAUGCUUAACAAGGUCCCCAGGAAUGUAAGUGAAAGCACAAAAGGCAGGAAAACUUAGAUGUUGCCAGUGUGAGAACCCAUACACAGAGCACUGAUGAAUCAAUUGAACCACUAGAGUCUUUAGAUGUUUGUCUUGGCUGCCCAGGAGGCAAAGAGUUGUCACAAGAGUGGCUUUUAUUUUAAAAACCAUGAAACAGAAAACUUCAGGAUGGAGAAGAAUAGCCCAGGCACAAAAUAUAUCAAAAGCUCUUCAUGUCCUACCAUACCAUUUUUCUUGCAUGGGGUGAGCUAAAUCUGAAUUACAAAAGGGAACAGAACUAUAUAUUUUUUUGUUGUUGCCUAAAGAUCGCUCAACAUUUUAAUGAAAAUGACUCCCCUUUAUUUAUAUGAGAAAUAUCUGUGCUGUUACCGUAAGACUGUCCAUGCUGGGCCAAGGCAACAGUCCCCAUAAUCAGCCACAUCAAGGGUUUUCAUAACUCUAGGCCGGGUGACAGUUCCUGUCCGUUAGCAAGUCCCCAGAAUUCUUAAAAACCAGCAUUUUGGAAUGACAAAAUUCAAAUUAGCAAGGGGCGGGGGAGGAGCACAACAGCACCAAUGGCAGCAAGAGCAGGCAGAGGACUGGGAAGGAGGUCUUGGAAAAGUAGCAUGUGCUACCAUCAAACAGAGACACAUGCCAUUCCCAUAAGCAGCAGCUCCCACCCACCCCGGUCAGGCUUGGGGCCUGGUUUUAUUAGAGGUUGCAGCCGAGGGUCAUGUGGGCCAGAGGCAGAAGGCAUAGUCAUGGAUGGGCUAGUGGUCAGACAAGUGGAUUUGGCAAACAAGAGGAAAGAUGCAAUCAAAAGCAUACUUGUGGUCUAGCACACCAGGCUGGGUGAACAAACACCUAAGUUCUAGACCAGGCUUCUUCAACCUCGGCCCUCCAGAUGUUUUUGGCCUACAACUCCCAUGAUCCCUAGCUAGCAGGACCAGUGGUCAGGGAUGCUGGGAAUUGUAGUCUCAAAACAUCUGGAGGGCCGAGGUUGAGGAAGCCUGCUCUAGACUAUGGUCUGAAGGCCCAUGAAGCUAAGCAGGCCUGGAUGGGCGAAUGCCUGGGAGCCACAUGUGCUAUAAACAUACAAAUAACAUGGAACAGUAAAGUAUAAAUACAUUAUCAUAGUAUUUUUGCAAAUGCAUAUGAAACAAAAUUACCAAAGUGUUUUUUUUGUAGAACAUAUACAGAAAUGUGAAAUAUAUAUAUGCGUCUCAAUAAAAUAUAUUUAACAAAACCAAAAUAAAAACGACACUUAAAGAUGCUAUGAACCCCCCCCAAUUGAGAACAAUAAAAACCUGAUCAAUAAAACUCAAAAUGUCGUCUUUAAAACCCUCUCUUUAACAAUAUAUGCAGAUAGCUAAAUCACAAUCAUGAAAAUAAACAGACAACUUUUAGUGAGGCAUUGAACCUAUUAUAUAAACUGGAAUCAGCUGUCUGUGCAGUCAGGUACUACUAAUGAAACCCGUUUUCUGAAGAUGAGAGGUUGUAGCAGGUGCAUUGUUUAAGCUAAAUGGAACGGAAUGAAGAGAGGAUUUUAACCACUUACUGGUAUAAAGUACCUAGGACUAGAUAAAUAGGUGGUAUGUUAGAAAACCUGGAAACAAGUAGCAGAGGAGAAACAAUGAAGGAGAAAAUCCUAUAUGUGUGUUCACAGCAAAGGGAGGAAAUCCACUUCAUUGCUUCACCAGCAAUUUGACAGCCAGCUGAUGUACAUUUUUAACGGUCUCAAGGACGUGUGGUGAUUAGUGUGGUGACACUCUCGAAAUGCACCACCAGAAGAGCGCCAGAUCUACAAGUGCAGAUGUUGCCAGUGUUUUCAAAUGUAAAUAUUUCCACACGAGCAUUUGAUGGCAUAUAAACCAAUGAGGGCAGCCAAAAGUAGUAAAGUUUUUGUGCAUUUUAAUGGUCAGCUGGACUACUGAAUGAAUGCAUCCUGUUGGUGUAUUCUGAAUCGAAACAGUUUCCACUCCGGCGAUGUCCGUAAGGUGCCAAAGUGGGCUGUUGAACUAUGCACGUCAUUACAAACCGACCAGUCUUUGCAAUUCCUGGCUCUUUUAUAAGCAUUUAGAGGUUUCUUUUCAUGGCUGCUACAUUGCGUAGCAAGUGCCAAAAUUUAUAUAUAUAUAUAUAGUGCACUGCAAAGAUUUGCUUACAUAAUCAAAAGUUAAGCUGCAAGUGACUGACUCUAUUCUGGGCACUUUUUGUAGCUUUCUGAACCAAGCACAUUCCUAUUUGAGCUCAAAGCUUUGGAUAUGGCUGGUGUAAUUAUGUUCUUCGAAUAGUCUCUGCUCAAAAGAGAAGCCUGUACUUGCAAGGCCCCUGCGCUGAAAUCUCUUAAAUUAGCACAGUUACAUCUGAGUGGAAGGAAUUGCCCAAAAGGGAAAUUCUGGCUAAUCAUAAUAUGGUACAGAUAGCUGUCAGAUGUUAGAUGGACAUUUCUAUCUGUUUACUCCCUGUAUAGUCCGAUGCUGAAAUACACUUCUUGAAUCAGUCCCUUCAAUUGAGAGAGCAAAACAUCUGAAUCCCACUGUUGAACUUAUAGUUCUCUAUUUACUUCUCUUUUUUUGGCUAGAGCUUGGUGCUAGUCGAUAGGCUAAAUCCAUGCCUUGGUUGGGUUCAGAUCACCAGUUCAGGAUCUUCUGCAGACUAGAAGGCUAGAAACAUGCUCUUCUUACCACAAGAGAAAGGUGAGGUGCUUAGGAUUCAGAGGCAGAUUGUGCAAGUUCCAGCUUGGUGACAUUUGUGGAGAAUUUCAGCCUCAUUGACCUUGAUUCUCUUUAGCACACGGGAGUGCAUUUUUGCAUCUGUUGUUCACAGCGUUACAAACCUGCGCCUUAAUUCUGGUUUGCAGUGUAACUUUCCAAAUGAUUUCCCAGGGGAAUGUGCUGUGCUGGUGGCCCCAAUUAAAACAAAGGGCAAGAUGGAAAACUGCUGGCUCUUCUGCCUUCUGGUGUUCAAGCAGUCUAAUCCUCUGCUUUUAAUAAACAAAACAAAACAAAAAGAUUCUUUGAGGAUCCUACAAGGGCAAGCACAUUGUGUUCCGUUGCUCCUUUUUAAUGAUAACUUCACUAUGAAUGACUCACAGCUCUGAGGUUUCAGAGGUAAAAGCCAGAGUAGGGUGUGUGUGUGUGUGUGUGUGUGUGUGUGUGUGUGUGUUGUCUUGAGGAUGGCUUUGAGCAGGGUCAGGCAAUUGUGUAGUCUCCCCAGCCGACAAGUCCAGUCACUUGUCAAGUCGCACAGUACUUGUUCCUUGAUCUCAGGCCAGUUUUUUGCUGCUAUAUUGACCCUUCCAACUCUACAGUUCUGCGAUUCUAUGAAUUGAUGACUGUAAUGUAUUAGAGCAGGGAUCAGCAAACUUUUUAAGCAGGGGGCUGGUCCACUGUCCCUCAAACUUUGAGGAGGGUCGGACUAUAUUAUGGGGGCGGGGAUGAAUGAAUUCCUAUACCCCACAAAUAACCCAGAGAUGCAUUUUAAAUAAAAGCACACAUUCUUCUCAUGUAAAAACACCAGGCAGGCCCCACAAAUAACCCAGAGAUGCACCGUGAUGCAGUAUGAAAGGACACUUUCUAUUGUGGACCAGUAGAAGGAGAUCAUCAAAUGUUGAUUGACAUCGUUCUUUUGCAAUACUCUAAGGAAAUGGAGUCUCUGUUGGGCUUUCUUAACCACCUGGGUUGUAUUGAUUUUCCAAGUAAGGUCUUCACUGAGAUAAACUCCUAGGAAUUUAAAGGAAGAGACUCUCUCUACACAGGCCUCCCCGAUGUAAAGCGGGGCUAGUUCUCCUCUCUUCCUCCAAAAGUCCAACACCAUCUCCCUUGUCUUGCUGAUAUUAAGGUGCAAGUUGUUCCCUAGGCACCUGCCGGGUUGGUUUGGAAGAGCAGUCCAAAAUUUACUUCAGUUCAAUUUGGAUGUUGUUGUUGUUGUUUAGUCCUUUAGUCAUGUCCGACUCUUUGUGACCCCAUGGACCAUAGCACGCCAGGCACUCCUGUCUUGCACUGCCUCCCGCAGUUUAGUCAAACUCAUGUUCGUAGCUUCGAGAACACUGUCCAACCAUCUAGUCAGUGAAAGCCAGGCCUCAAAAGACCCUUCUCUGUGCAUAUCAGGUGGACAUAAAGGUAAAGGUAAAGGUAAAGGGACCCCUGACCAUUAGGUUCAGUCGUGACCAACUCUGGGGUUGCAGCGCUCAUCUCGCAUUAUUGGCCGAGGGAGCUGGCGUACAGCUUCCAGGUCAUGUGGCCAGCAUGACAAAGCCGCUUUUGGCGAACCAGAGCAGCACACGGAAACGCCGUUUACCUUCCCGCUGUAGUGGUACCUAUUUAUCUACUUGCACUUUGAGGUGCUUUCAAACUGCAAGGUUGGAAGGAGCUGGGACCGAGCAACAGGAGCUCACCCCAUCGCAGGGAUUCGAACCGCCGACCUUCUGAUCAGCAAGCUCUAGGCUCUGUGGUUUAACCCACAGCGCCACCUGCGUCCCAUAUAGCAGGCCUUUUACCUUUACCUUUUCAGCAGGUGAGCUGAGAGUGCCAGUGGCCACUAGGAGCAGCAUUGGCAAUGUCAAUGGGAGCCUCAGGCUUCCUAUAGAGGAACAGCAGAUCAUAUAUUUGCUAGGGGCAUGCAGUAAUUGGAUUCAUUCUUGGAAAAGGGAGCAUUCUUGCCUCUGGUAAUCUUCUUUUUCAAAUAUUUUUAUUGAGAUGACAGAUUAUGAGUGGAGCAACGCUCGAAAAUAUACACAUUCUCAUAUACAGUGUUAGAAACAGAUAUGAAAGCUAGGAGCUAAAUGGCACCUUAAACCUAGGUUACGGGCGCAACAAUGGAAUGCCUAGGCACAUUUUUUAAUAACAAGAAUACAAAGCUGAAAAUGAAUGAAUGCAGCUAAAAUGUUAUGUUCAUUUUUCACAUGGUCUAAUCCUUCCUCUGCCCCCCCCCCACUAAUAUUCUUAAGUGGGUCUCUUCUCCAGUCUUCAGAGAGUAGCUGGAAGUGGGGAGGCAGCAAAAGGUCCUCCUUUCCUUCCACUCUGCAGUUUUAAUCUGAAAUUUUAGGCGCAGUACUGUGCCCAGAGCUCAGAAACGGCUCACGCUAAUGAAAUUCCCUGUCGCAAAAUGUGCCUAGAACAGGGGUCAGCAAACUUUUUCAGCAGGAGACUGGUCCACUGUCCCUCAGACCUUGUGUGGGGCUGGACUAUAUUUUUUUUUUAAAAAAGAAAAGAACGAAUUCCUAUGCCCCACAAAUAACCCAGAGAUGCAUUUUAAAUAAAAGGACACAUUCUACUCAUGUAAAAACACGCUGAUUCCCGGACCGUCCAUGGGCCGGAUUUAGAAGGCGAUUGGGCCAGAUCCAGCCACCGGGCUUUAGUUUGCCUACUCAUGGCCUAGAACAGGGAUUGGGGAGGCUCGGGAGUCAUGGGCAGGCAUUACAGUUUUGCCCAGGAGGGGCGCAAGGCGUGUGAUUUCUCUGCCGGGCAACUUGCAAAGCCUUUCUUUCGCAUUCUUCAACCCCCCCCCCACCUCUGUUUCUGAACUAUCUUCUCAUCUCUCCAGCUGCAUAUUACUCCAGGAGAGCAGGGUGUCACGUUUCCCAGGGACAUUUAAUGAAAUCCGGGGACAUUCCGGGGACAUAAUUUUUCUGGGGACAGAUUUGCAAAUCCGGGGACUGUCCCCAGAAAAUGGGGAUGUCUGGUAACCCUAGACUAGAUGGGCCAUUGGCUUGUUCCAGCAGACUCUUUAUUUUGUUCUUAAGUCUAGGCUUUAUUUCACCCGGGUCAAAGACCCAGUUUGGCACACUCCCAUGCACAUUUGCGUACACACACACACACACACACACACACACACAAUGGCACCCCUCUGGAGGCUUCAGCCAGGGCAAAAAACCUGGCUAGCCCCUCGCCCCGUAGCUAUGGCUCUGCUUAAAGCUCUUGCCAGGCUUUGUUUUCGUCCAUCCGGAGCUGUGUGUGCUUUAAGAGCAGUAAACCUCUGAAAUCUGCACCUCUACAAUCUUUAGACUUCCAUGAGUCAUACACAACAACUUUCUUCCCUGCAAAAUGUAGCAUUAAUAAUAAAUUGGCUUUCAUCCGUCCUGAUUUGCAUAUUCUUUUUUACAGGCAAGGGACUAUUUUCUACCUGAACAUAUAGGAACAUACUGUGGAAGUUAGGUCCUGCAUGAGACUUGAUUCUACACACACACACACACACACACACACACACACACUUGCAAGACCAGUUUUGGAAUCUUGAAAAUUGGCUCUUUGACCAUCCUUCAUAAAGAGGCUGUCCUUUACUGCGCUUGCACAGUUUGUAGAUUCCAUGAAGGAACAAAUGAAAAUUGGAUCCUGCUAGCAGUCUGCUGGAAUUACUUCUAAUCUUGCAUUCAGGCAGGCUUAGCAAUGAGCAAUUUGGGUAAUGUUUGCAUUGUCUGUUUCUAUGAGCAGUGAAUUAGGAUUUUGUGUUUGGAAGGGUGUAUAUUAAAUAUUGAAUUUUUCUCCUCCCCAGGUAGACAAUUAUUAUUAUUUUUUUACAUUCUAGGCAGGCAUUAUAAUUUUGUUGAAAGGUCAGCUUUUAUGGAUGGAAAUCUGAUCCAGUGCUGGCUAGUAAAGCCUCUGUUUACAAGUUGUCAAAGUAAUUCUUUUGACUAAGUUGCCCCAUGCCAGCCCCUGAAGUUGUGUGGUGCCCUCAUGCCUGUAGCUGGCCAGCCAGAUGUUUGCAUGGGGCACACAGGACAGGCACCGCUCUCCUCCUUAAACCCUCUACCGGUACCUUUGUUGUCACAAGGAAGAAGGAGCCGAGUGAAAGCUUCCUUUCCUUGCCCUAUCUUAAUUAACCCUUUUGCUAUUUCUCUUGGUCCCAGAAUUCUACUCUUUGCCUUGGUUGGAAAGAAGGCAUCGUCCACAACUUUCUGUUUCUUUGAUUUGCUCUGAGUGUUGCAGUUUCAACCAUGAAAGAGGAUGAAUGUUGUGGGGGUGGGGAGCAGGCUAUCAUUGAUACACUUUAGAUUUAUACACAACUAGCUGGCCCUGCACGCGUUGCUGUGCGUUAGUCUGUGAAAUGGAGGGUAAUAGCCCCCCUUCAGAUCCCCCUGAGUCUCAGAGUCCCCCUGAGUCGAGGCGAGACACUGUGGAGAGGGCAGGUUUCAUCCCUGUGUCUCCCCCCCCCCCGUUCUGACCCAUUACGUAUCCCUGCCCUCUAUUGCCCCCCCCUUACCUCCACUUGGCCUAGUCUGGAAAGCGGCCUAGUCUGUCUGAUAAUGGCCGCCUGUGUGGUUUAAGUUGCUUGGUUGAUGAUGAUGUCAUUUGGUUUGUGGGUGUGGCUUAGAUUUCUCAGGAAGGGAGGGGGUGUACUGUGGGAGGAAUUCCACUUGAGGGCGCUGUUUGACUUGGUGGAAAAGCGGGUCAAAUUCUGCCGAGGUGUGUGAUUUGAGGUUUUUCAUGUCCCCUACAACCCUCAGGGAGUGGCCUGGAUCGCUGUGUCAAAAUUUCAGGACGAUCGGUCAAGCGGUUACGGAGAACAUAGCGGCCGUCAGUUUCAAGAUUUUUACAUUUAUAUAUAUAUAGAUUCAUGGAAUUUGGCUUUCUAUAAUUGUUUGUUUCAUUUGCACAGAGCAUGCACAUCCCGCCUAGAGUAUUCUGAGAAACCAAUUUCCUCCUGUGCUUUGCAUCAGAUUUCUGUGUUGCACUGUAAUGCAGAUCUAACUAUUCUGAAAUGUAAGCUUUGUGCUGGAUGACUUAGCAUGCUGGGCCUGGCUCAUCUGUCCUGGGCCUCAAAACUGCCACCUGCCGGUGCAAUCCAUUGCUGCCGCCACCUCGAGUGACAAUCUUGUUUGUGGCACCAACAUUUCCGAAGAAGGGGACAGUCACAGGUUCAUUGCAGGAACUGGAUUGUUUAUUUUUAACACAAAAUUAUGUACUGCUUGAUUGUAAAUAAAACCUCCAAUCCAUUUACAAAAAAUGACACAAAGAUUGAAAUUGUAAAUAAAAGCCUUUAUUUUUUUUUAAAAAAGCAGAUAUAUUUUAAAAAAUCAACAGUUAAGCUAAAACAGUUUUUAAAACAAUUCUAAUCCUACAUCUCUGGAUAGAUUUGCCUAAACCAAAAUGUUUAGGCAGGCCCCACAAAUAACCCAGAGAUGCAUUUUAAAUAAAAAGGACACAAUCUACUCAUGUAAAAACACGCUGAUUCUCGGACCGUCCAUGGCCCACGGGCCUUAGGUUGCCUACCCCUGCUUUAGCAUAACCCAAGUGCGUCUGUGUUUCUCUCAAAAUCUGGAGGACGUGCAAGGCUUGAUUUUGCUCUGAAACAUUCUCCCCGUGUCCCUUUCUCUCCCUGUGCUCUUGCUGGCUUUCGUCCUCAUUUCAUCUAACCCAGUACUGGCCUGGAAUGUUAAUGCAUUUGCAGCCAGAGAUGAUUUAUCAGUUCCCAGAGCUCUGGGCUAGGACAACAGGAAGAAAAUAUUGUCUCAAUGAGCUUGCUUGGCACUGUUCAAAUACACGAGUCCGGAAAGACUUUCCAGUGCUUUGGCCUCCACCAGUUUUGCAUUGUGCCUGGUUGAAAGGGAGCUUUCUCAAGAGGGUGUUUGUCUCUAGAUUCAGCACUAACCUGCCAUCAUUUUUUUAAAUGCAAGAGGUAAAUGGCAGGCUCUGUUCCCAGACCCAGAAGCCCUCAUCUCAGCUGCACUUGGUGACCCCUCCAACUCAACACAAGCACCUGCUAUGCUGCUGGUUUUGUGCUGAAAGAGUUCCUGGAAACAAACCCUGGUAUUUCAUAUUGCCCAUGUGUUCAGGAAGGGCAAUAAAACCGAAGCAUUUGUUUUUAUGUCGUGCUACUUAAUGAUGAUUAAUCCCUCCUCCCCCUCCAGCUUUGCUCAAUUUGGAAUGGGGUUAGGUAAAAGGAUUUUUGGAAGAAAAACAAAAACAUCCCUAGCAAUAAAACGGUUCAUUCUUUAUUUCUGAGCCUAUUUCAAAGUGUUGUAUCCAACUAAGUUCUGCUUAGAAUGGACCCGUUGAAAUAAAUGAAUCUAAGUUAGUCACUUAGCAACUUCAACGUUCUUAUCAAAAUGGUGGCAGACAGGGAAGCUAUGCAGCUGGGCCUUUGUUAGGCCCUCAGCCUUUUUGCACCAGCAUCCUGGGCUCAAGGAUCCAUAAGAAAUGUGGCUCCUGCGUGGAGAUUUCCGUCAUGGAUUCUUGUGCCCAGAUGCUGCAGCAGUAGUGCCGAGAGCCUAACUGAACGGCUCUCUCUGUCCUUGGAAGGGAGGGGGAAGUUGCCACAGCAGUGGAGAGAAUUAGAUGGCAGCAACCAAGCCUGGAAUGAACUGUGUUUGGACUCAGUAUGUAACAAUUCAGGGAGGCAAAACCAGCAGCUUUACUCUGGGUCACCCCCCCCCCCAAAGCUCAACAACAAUGGGUAGAUCACUGCCAGUUUUUUUAAAUAGUGGGAGUACAUCGCAGUCUCUUGGAAGCUGGACGUGCCUGUUGUAUAUGAAUCUCGCCCAGGAGCGGUAUGAGGAGCAGACUGUGAUGUUGGCUUCACUCAGUGCUAUUUCGCUGGUGAAACUGCCGGCACUCCUGAGUCCCUCUGCUAGCGGUGUCCACUGGGGGGGAGGCAAGAGUUCCUGCCCGAUCCCCAGUUGAGCGGUGCAAACAAGCUGCAUUAUCCCAGACCGUGAGCACCUGGGUGAAACCGUGUGCAGAGGCCAAUGGAUCUUGUUUUUCUAACAUCACGGUAUAUCAUGUUUGGCUGGCGAUACACUGUGAUGUCGAAAAGCUGAUAUCGACCAGCCCUACUCAGCACAAUUGCUAGUGCUGCUUAUAAAUUUCAAUCUGAACUGAUUCAGAUUGGAACUGUUGCAAGACAAAAUAGGUUCAUCUUAAAUUGCAGUGGAACUGAGCUAUUUCAAAGUUCUCUGGCUUGAUCUAGCAUUUCAUUUCUCACAUAGAGCCUGGCUUCUCUGCCUCCCCCCCCCCAUGUGUGUUCAAUGAGAUUGCUUAAGAAAUUUCACUGAAAAAAACCAAACACCCAGUGAUACUUGAGCUGAAUUUUCAUUGUAAUGAUUUAGUCCAUAAAGCUAUUUCAGCCCCAUAGAAAUGAGAGCACCUUAACCUGUCUUAUCCUCUAUGAAACAGUUCUUGUAGCUGGGCAGUUUACAGCUUUGCGUUUGACAUUAUUGCCUUUCCUGUCCUCUUGAGGAUUAUGUUUCUGCCUCUCAUUUAUUAAAUGCCUUACAUGUUGUAGGAAUGAGCAUUCUCCUCCUCUAGGGAGAGGGAUUUAGCUGCCUCUUUUAUUGGGGUCCCCAGGAGGUAAAGUGCAUGGUAAUAACCAUCAGUGGGAGGUGAUAGCAGGAAGACUCAUGUUAGCUUAAGGGAAAGAAAGAACCACAUGGGUGGCACUCAAAUGAUGCUGUCUGUCUGUCUUUGAUCAUUUGACUCAGUGCUGCUUUCGCUUCAUCCCCUUGCUAUCUUUCCCCAGGUAAGGACCAUUUCCUGCUUUCCCUCCUGCUUUUUUAUUUUGGAAGUUUGAUCAAUGGGGUGCAGGCAAGGAAUCUGCUCAAAAGCCACUGAAAUUUUACAGGCUGGUUUUAUUAUUGUUCUAGAUUAAGGUAGGUAGCCUUGUUGGUCUGAUACAGUCGAAAUAUAUAUAAAAAUUGUCCAGUAGCACCUUAGAGACCAACAAAGUUUGUUCUUGGUAUAAUAAGCUUUAGUGUGAAUGCACACUUCUGUACAUGAAAGCUUACACCAAGAACAAACUUAGUUGGUCUCUAAGGUGCUACUGGACAAUUCUUUUAUUUUUUAUUAUUGUUAUUUUGAAAGCAGAAUAGCAUUACAGUGGUAUCUCGGUUUAAAAACAGCCCUGUUUACGAACGCUUCGGUUUAUGAACUCCGCAAAACCAGAAGUACUGUAGUUUCCCGGUUUGCGAACUUUACCUCGGUCUAAGAACGGAAUCCGAAUGGUGCACCGGCGGCAGGAGGCCUCAUUAGGGAAAGCGCGCCUCGGUUUAAGAACGGCUUCGGUUUAAGAACGGACUUCAGGAAUGGAUUACGUUCGUAAACCGAGGUACCACUGUACCCAGUUUAGUAGGUUGUUUAACUUGCCUUCAUUGCUUACUACUUCACAUUCAAAGAAGGAAUCAAGAGAAUUUGUGACUGGUGAAUCAUGUAAGCCCCAGAGCACGGCAGUCUAGGACUGGAUGCUGAGCUUUCCACAGUCUAGAAAAGUUGCUAAAGUAUGGAGAUUACAGAGUAAAAUUAGGGAGACCUGAAUUUGGGUCUCACCAGCAAUUAUUCUUGUGUGUCAGGUUCUCUCUCCUUCAUACUGGAAGGUGAAGGCAUGCCAAUUUUUCUGUUGUGGUAUCAGCAUACUGUUUUGCUUGCUCAUCCCAGUUCUUCCCAACAGACUGGCACGGGUAUAAAAACUCUUACCAUGAUGUUUCAACGUUAGUAAUGGUACUUAAGCAGUUAUCAGGGGGACGGGAAGAAGAGAGAAUCCAGCACAGGGCUGCCAUUUUUAGUUGAGUGUAGCAUUUGGGCUCAUCCCCAUCCUAUGGCUUUGGCCACAUCUCUCUCUCUCAGCCUUUGUUUCCUAUAUGCAAAAUGGGCUCUUGCAAAGGCAAAGGCAAUAAAGUCUGUAAAACACCUUGUGAACGAUAAAUACUACACAAAUAAUAUGAACAGUAGGUGUAGGCACUUAAAGCACAAUGAUUUCUAAACAAUUUCUAUUAGGAACAAAGCCCAGUGGCUUUGUUUUGCUUUCUCAACACUGUAAAUCCAUUCCGCCAAGUGUCUCAGACUAAAAUCUGAAAGCGUAAACAUGAAGUAGGAACAAACUGCUUUCCCAUUAAUCUUCAAACUUUGGUUAGCAUGACAACAGGUCACAACUCUUCUAUUGCCAUGACAAUUUGCUGUGAGAUUGUUGAAAUGUCAAGCCAUCAAGUUAUUUUUAGUUUAUUUGCUCUUCUCAUGGAGACCAACUUCGACUGAAGUUAUGAAACAACUUCAUUUUAAGCACUGUGAAAGAUACGGUAUUGGCAGCAAAAAAUCUCCCAUGUCAUUGGUGUUCCUCUCUUUCAAGUGAUGGGCAGUACUUUAGAGCUCAUUUUCUCAAUUAUUGGUAAUGUAAUGGCUUUGGUCCCUGGCCUGAAUGGUGAGAGAAGAUUCUGUAGUGUUAAAUGUGUGGUUUGUACCUAAGAGAAAGGGAGAUGAGUCAAAAGCAGGAACCUUUAGGAAGAGGCGGCUCUGAAAUACUUUCUGUGGCAUUCUAUGCUUUCAUUUACUUUCCCCCCAUUUAUGCGUGCACAUUUUGCAGACACAUACACUUUGCAUAUGCCUUUUGUGUGCUGCUGUUAUGGUGGGGACCAAUGCAUCAAAAAGUGGGUACAGAUUUAAAAGAAUUAAGUUAUAUAUACUGUAGAUAAGUAGAUGCACUCACUCCACUUUGAAAUAUCUUUGGUUAGAAAGCUGAUUCGAAAAUGCGCUAAAAGUUGUUAUUUGUUCAAAAUAAAAUACAACGGGCCCCCACAGUCUGAUUGGUGGCAAGCAUUAUGAUAAUGUUGUCUACUUUCAUCCAGUUUUGCAAAAGCUUCCCUAAAUGCUCACAUUUCAGAUAUCACUUUCUAUAUCAGUGUCUUCAAGUGAAAGCAUUUGUUCAGCUUCACAUGCAAAUGUUUAGCAUUUUUUAGAAGAAAAGUCUUUGUCCAUGGAGUUUUCUUGGCAGGGAUACUGCAGUGGCUUGCCAGUUCCUUCUCCAGGUGGAUCACAUUUAGUCAAAACUCUCCACUAUGACCUGUCCAUCUUGGGUGGCCCUGCAUGGCAUAGCUCAUAGCUUCUCUGAGUUAUUCAAGCCCCUUCGCCACAACAAGGCAUUGAUCCAUGAAGGGGAUCAAUGGUCCAUGGGGUCACGAAGAGUCGGACACGACUAAACGACUAAACAACAACAACAACAACAGAAAAAGUGGGACCUGAAACAAAUUGUCUCUGUGUGGGGUGCUCCUGUUCAAAAUGACAGACAGCCCUCACUUUGUACCAUUCAUUCAAUUUCACCUCCAGUUUUCUCUCUGCUCCCCAUCAAGCCCAAUCAGCAUUCCAUGCUCCGUGAGCAUGUUCAGUUUUCAUUGACCUGUUUCCCCUCUCUCCCUGGUGGUUCUUAAGAGUUUUUUGUGCUUCUGUAAACCUUAGAAUUCCUCCAAGCUUGCUGAUACAUCCUGCCCGUGUGUGUGUGUGGGGGGGGGGGUUCAUUUUGGCUACAUCAGUUUUCACCCUCUGGUACUGUCAGAUCAAAGACACAGAAAAAUCCUGCUCCAAUGCAAAGGGAAAGUACUGCACCUGCAAGAUACAAACGACACAUUGCCGCAUGUAUUCUGUCGCUCUCCAGUAACCAGUGAAAAUAAAAUGGGAUGUUUUACAGACAUCUGAGACACUCAAGGGGAUAAUUCCGUCCGGCAUUUAAUUGAGGAAUUUCAUGCCGCUACAAUGGAAUUUAAUUUAGAUUUACAGCCUUGUUAAACGCGCAGCCUUUCUGUUGCUGAUUUUAUAGUGCCUUGUCAAAAAGGGUCUGUUCCAUGACCAAGUGGGAUUCCUGUUGGUUACUGUAUAAAUGCAGUAGCCGUAAAACCAGGGCUGCAUUUAACCACUAAGGUUAGCUCUCUCUCAUCCCACUUUGUAACCUGCCUGCCACCCUUGGAUGGGGCCUUUUCCAUUGGCAUGGAUUGCAGUGGCUGCCAGCUCUCAGUCUUGCUCACCAUGUUUCCUUAUGAUGAUGAACAUGUGUGCAGUGCAUGUAUGCAAGGGAAGCAUAAAGAAGUGGAGUAGCCAAGCCAGAGGUAUUGGUGGUGGCUAAGAGUGUAGGAGAAUUGCGUCCUGCUAUAAGCCCCUUGGGCCAAACUGAUGUUCAGUGCACCUUUGCAUUUAACACCCUGUUGUGUUAAGAUACAAAUUAUAAUUAUCGUUACUACUGCAUGUGUGCUGGGGAAAUUUAGCUCCAUCCCCCAAGCAGUUUUUUUGCAUUUUUUAAAGUCCACAUCGAAUGGAUAUACAGUACGUACACAUUUAACAUCAUAUCUAGUUUGGACUCAAGUGUGAUUUUCAAUGGGUGCAAAUUCCUUUUUGUUACUUAGAAUCAUAGAAUCAUAGAGUUGGAAGAGACCACAAGGGCCAUCCAGUCCAACCCCCUGCCAAGCAGGAAACACCAUGAAAGCAUUCUUGACAUAUGCCUGUCAAGCCUCUGCUUAAAGACCUCCAAAGAAGGAGACUCCACCACACUCCUUGGUAGCAAAUUCCACUGCCGAACAGCUCUUACUGUCAGGAAGUUCUUCCUAAUGUUUAGGUGGAAUUUUUUUCUUGUAGUUUGAAUCCAUUGCUCCGUGUCCGCUUCUCUGGAGCAGCAGAAAACAACCUUUCUCCCUCCUCUAUAUGACAUCCUUUUAUAUAUUUGAACAUGGCUAUCAUAUCACCCCUUAACCUUCUCUUCUCCAGGCUAAACAUACCCAGCUCCCUAAGCCGUUCCUCAUAAGGCAUCGUUUCCAGGCCUUUGACCAUUUUGGCUGUCCUCCUCUGGACACGUUCUAGCUUGUCAGUAUCCUUCUUGAACUGUGGUGCCCAGAACUGGACACAGUACUCCAGGUGAGGUCUGACCAGAGCAGAAUACAGUGGUACUAUUACUUCCCUUGAAAUUGCAAUAGAAGUAACAAGUGUCUUUGUACUUAAACUUGCCUAUCUGUUCUAUUUCCUUCAUUCACCAAACAGGGAGUUGACUUUUCUGGAGCCCCCCACCCCAGAACAGUUUAAAUUUGACAAUGAAAACUUACUUCAAAGAACAGCUUCUGUUUCACAAGAUUAUUGUCUGGAUGGGAUUCAGAAAGAAGUGGCAUUUGCUGAUCUCUGCGCCUUUUUAUUGUAGCCAAAAAGCAGCACUUGGCUCACACUGCCAGAGCAUCUCUUGCCAGCAGAGCCAGCCAGACCUCUUAAUCUAUGCAGGAGCCCUUGGGGAAGGUAAAAAUGUUAUUUACCCCAGGGAAGUAGCAUGCAGUCUUAAAGGUGGAUUGCCAGGACUCCUGGGUUUAAUGCUGUAAAAUGCACUCCUUAUCUGGAUAUUGAAACCUGAAUGGCUGCAUGAUAAUUUGUGGUUCAGGCCCCUUUUGUCCCUUCAGUGGUUGCACAACUGAUUUAUCAGUGACUUUCCCCAUCCCUCUGAAUAAUCAACCUGUAAAAUGAAAGUACGGCUGCUUGAAGAUGCUCGGGUCUUCUACGAAACACCAUAUUGUUAUUAUUUCCAAGCUUGUGUACUGUUAUUAAGCAAUUCCUGAGCACUAUCUUAAAAAGUAUACAUUUACUGACCUCUAGCGACAACCUGCAUCUCAUGGAAAGACAUUUUGGGAUGAAGGAUGUGUGGAAGUGGAGGGGAACCCAGUCUGAGACCCUUGUAACUGGAAAUAAUUGAUCUUGUCUGUCAAGCCACACUUCUGAUCUUGUAGUAGUUCAUUGUUCGUGUUUGCUUAUAUGCAGCAUAACAAAUAAAGCGUUAUAAAAGACAACAAAUUCUGAACAGCCUCAUAAGAAAAUAUCUGUAUAAUUGCUUCAGUUAAAAAAGAAAGUGAGAAAGUAGCAGUUAAAUCCCUGGCUCAUAGGAGAGGAGGCAGUCUGAUCUGUGAGGUGUUUGUGUUGCAUUGCAUGCUCUGGUUAUCUCCCGCUUGGACUACUGCAAUACGCUCUCCGUGGGGCUACCUUUGAAGGUGACCCGGAAACUACAACUAAUCCAGAAUCUGGCAGCUAGACUGGUGACUGGGAGCAGCCGCCGAGACCAUAUCAUACCAGUCCUGAAAGACCUACAUUGGCUCCCAGUACAUUUCCAAGCACAAUUCAAAGUGUUGGUGCUGACCUUUAAAGCCCUAAACCAGGGCUUUCAAGGACCGGGUGCGCAGCCUGGGAGUCAUUUUGGACUCAUAGCUGUCCAUGGAGGUGCAGGACAGUUCUGUGUCCAGGGCAGCUGUCUACCAGCUCCAUCUGGUACACAGGCUGAGACCCUCCCUGCGAGAAGCCAAGUUACAGGGAACCAAGCAGAAGGCCUUCUCGGUGGUGGAUCCCGGCCUCCUCCCAUCAGAUGUCAAGGAAAUAAACAACUAUCUGACGUUUAGAAGACAUCUGAAGGCAGCCCUGUUUAGGGAAGUUUUUAAUGACUGAUAUUUUAAUGUAUUUUUAAUCUUUUGUUGGAAGCCGCCCAGAGUGGCUGGGGAAACCCUGCCAGAUGGGCGGAGUAUAAAUAAAUAAUUGGAGCUGAGGCUCCAAUACUUUGGCCACCUCAUGAGAAGAGAAGACUCCCUGGAAAAGACCCUGAUGUUGGGAAAAAUGGAGGGCACAAGGAGAAGGGGACGACAGAGGAUGAGAUGGUUGGGCAGCGUUCUCGAAGCUACGAACAUGAGUUUGACCAAACUGUGGGAGGCAGUGGAAGACAGGAGAACCUGGCGUGCUUUGGUCCAUGGGGUCACGAAGAGUCGGACAUGACUAAACAACAACAACAAAUUAUUAUUAUUAUUAAUAGAAUAAUGCCAGCCUCUAUGCUUCAUUCCUUGUAGGGAGCUGUGGCUACUUGGAUGGUGAGAGAUAUGGGCGGCUGCUGGAGAAUUAUCAGGAGUAGACUGGCAUGCCAAUACAGCCCCCCCCCUCCACUCUUCCAAAUUAACUGUUAAAUAAAGCUUGUUCAUUCCAAGAGCUAUUUUUGUAACAUCAGUCUCUUCAAAUGAACACUCAGUUAAUUAAUAUUGAAGUGCAUUCAAAAAACCGGGGGGGGGGGGACUGUUUAGGUAAAUGGGUGUUUUGGUCAGUUGCAUGCUUGAUAUCUCUGCAAAAUACACAGGCAUCUGCAGAUCUGGCUAGCAAUUUAAUACUGCUUUUUCUUUUUCUAAAAAAACAUUCCUUCCUUGCUACUGAAAUUUCAAGACGAGCUUCUUGCAGCUGUAAACAUUUCCAUGUGACAGCUGGUUAGAGCUGAGAUAUUUCUCCUGUAGGCCAGUGUGCACAUCUGUGCUGGCAAAUGACAUUAGCUGACCCCCCCUGGUGUUAGUUAGCAUGGUGUGUAGCUUCAGCUGUGCAGCAUUCACACUAUAACGCUGCAAGGAUUCUGGAAAGCCCUGUGACUUGACAUCCUCAUCACCUUCUUUGCCAUGCUUUUUGUGGGAUCUCCUCCUCAACACUGUCCGGGUAUGUGACACUGACAUGCCAGUUUUAAAAUCAUUAUCCUGAUUUUAGUUUGCUAGGCAUCAGGGUGGAUUUGAUUUAAAUCACAAUUUAAACCACUAGUCAGUAAGACUGGAUUUAAAUCAUAUUUUUUUACAGACUCUUUCUUGCUGGUAUAAUCUUAAUAUUUACAACUGGGAAGAAGAGCCCGGAACCAUUGAACUCUUAUUAGUUGACUGGCAAGCACUUCAAGGUCUCGCCAGGGACUUACGGAUCCCACUUACUAUUUCUACCCACCCCCCCUUUGGAUUUGCGUCUACAUUCAGGUUCCUAUUCUGAACAGUUAAGUGUUAGUGUAGUUGUUGGAACCCAGUGGGAUUGGGAAGAGGUUGCCUUCAGCACUUGCCUCAAGUCUGAGUUGCACAAUUAUUCCACAAAGAUCCCAAGACUUGUGGAGGAUUCUGCUCACAAGGUUGCACUUUCAUUUUUACUGCUUCACACUUGGCUACUUGUGCAGAUCUGUUCCACUCUAAACAAUCUAUUCAUGGAACCUCUUGAAUCUUAACAUUUAAGAGGUUAGGGGUGGAUUCUGUGUACAUAGAUUUGCAGAGGAACAAUGGGAUUAAGGUUUUUUCCUCAACUCUGUAUGUUCAUUUUAUAACAUUUUUCCUGUGAAGAAAAGGCAUGUUAUCUCUGCAGACACAAAUUCACACUUUCGAGAACUGCAAAAACAAGCAUCUGUGAUAAUAUCUUCUCGUUAGAAAAAACUGCCCCAAAUAAUCUUACAGAAACCUCUGGAAGAGCAUGACAUUGUGAAUGGAUUAAUGGAAUUCAUUUACCAAAAAAUUUAAACAUUGCAUAUAAAGCCUCAUGCUACAUAAUUAAAAACAAAUCCUUAUUUCCCAAGGAAUAGCUUUUGGACUAUAACGUAACUUAAAUAGAAAACUAUCUUUAUAAUAAUAAUAAUAAUAAUUUAUUAUUUAUACCCCGCCCAUCUGGCCGGGUUCCCCCAGCCACUCUGGGCGGCUUCCAACAAAACAGAAAUUCUAAAAUACAGAAAUCCAUCAAACAUUAAAAUACAGAAAUCCAUCAAACAUUAAAAGCUUCCCUAAACAGGGCUGCCUUGAGAUGCCUUCUAAAGGUCUGGUAAUUGUUGUUCUCUUUGACCUCUAGUGGGAGGGCAUUCCACAGGGUGGGUGCCACUACCGAGAAGGCCCUCUGCCUGGUUCCCUGUAACUUGGCUUCUCGUAGUGAGGGAACCGCCAGAAGGCCCUCGGCGCUGGACCUCAGUGUCCGGGCAGAACGAUGGGGGUGGAGACGCUCCUUCAGGUAUACCGGACCAAGGCCGUUUAGGGCUUUAAAGGUCAACACCAACACUUUGAAUUGUGCUCGGAAACAUACUGGGAGCCAAUGUAGGUCUUUCAGGACCGGUGUUAUGUGGUCUCGGCGGCUGCUCCCAGUCACCAGUCUAGCGGCCGCAUUCUGGAUUAGUUGUAGUUUCCGGGUCACCUUCAAAGGUAGCCCCACGUAGAGCGCAUUGCAGUAGUCCAAGCGAGAGAUAACUAGAGCAUGCACCACUCUGGAGAGACAGUCAGUGGGCAGGUAGGGACUCAGCCUGCGUACCAGAUGGAGCUGAUAAACAGCUGUCUUGGACACAUAGUUGACCUGUGCCUCCAUGGACAGCUGUGAGUCUAAGAUGACUCCCAGGCUGCGCACCUGGUCUUUCAGGGGCACAGUUACCCCAUUCAGGACCAGGGAGUCCUCCACACCCGCCCGCCUCCUGUCCCCCACAAACAGUACUUCUGUCUUGUCAGGAUUCAAUCUCAAUCUGUUAGCCGCCAUCCAUCCUCCAACCGCCUCCAAGCACUCACACAGGACCUUCACCGCCUUCACUGGUUCUGAUUUAAAAGAGAGGUAGAGCUGGGUAUCAUCAGCAUACUGAUGGACACCCAGCCCAAACCCCCUGAUGAUCUCUCCCAGCGGCUGCAUAUAGAUGUUAAAAAGCAUGGGGGAGAGGACAGAACCCUGAGGCACCCCACAAGUGAGAGCCCAGGGGUCUGAACACUCAUCCCCCACCACCACUUUCUGAACACGGCCCAGGAGGAAGGAGCGGAACCACUGCAUGACAGUGCCCCCAGCUCCCAAACCCUCUAGACGAUCCAGAAGGAUGUUAUGGUCGAUGGUGUCAAAAGUCGCUGAGAGAUCCAGCAGAACAAGGAAACAGCUCUUACCUUUGUCCCUAGCCCGCCGGAGAUCAUCGACCAGUGCGACCAAGGCAGUUUCAGUCCCAUGAUGAGGCCUGAAUCCUGACUGGAAGGGAUCCAGGAAAGAUUUUUCCUCCAAAAGCAUUUUAUUUUUAAAAAAAUCCAAUUUAAAUAAAAAAAUCUGAUUUUUUUUAAAAAUUAAAAAAAAAACACCAUUGAUUUUUAUCCACCCUGCUAGUCAUGGAGCAGUAUGAUCUUGGAUAAAAGGGGGGGGGGACGGACACAUUUUUUCACUGUCCAAUUGAUCUUGUGGUGGUGGAGCUGUUCUCUGAUAGGCAUCUCUUUGUCUCUUCAGCUUAUUUUGUUUGGUGCCUUUCACCAGCUUCUUCCGAUGACUCCUUGGUCUCUGCAUCUGGAAAGUCAUCCUGUCAGAUUGAGAGGGGAUGGGGCAGCCCCUUACAAAAUUGCCCGUGGUUUCUUCUCUCGCACAAAGCUGGAAUGUGUGCAGAGGAGGGCAACCAAGAUUCUAAAGGGCCUGGAAACUAAGCCUUAUGAGGUAGUUGGAUGCAUUUAACAUGGAGAAGAGAAGACUAAGAGGUGAUAUGAUAAAGGUAAAGGUAAAGGGACCCCUGACUGUUAGGUCCAGACACGAAUGACUCUGGGGUAGCGACGCUCAUCUCGCUCUAUAGGCCGAGGGAGCCGGCAUACAGCUUCCGGAUCAAGUGGCCAGCAUGACUAAGCCGCUUCUGGCGAACCAGAGCAGCACACGGAAACGCUGUUUACCUUCCCGCCGGAGCGGUACCUAUUUAUCUACUUCCCCUUUGACGUGCUUUCGAACUGCUAGGUUGGCAGGAGCAAGGACCGAGCAAUGGGAGCUUACUCCGUCGCGGGAAUUCGAACCACUGACCUUCUGAUCAGCAAGCCCAAGGCUCAGUGGUUUAGACCACAGUGCCACCCGCGUCCCAGAUGAUAUGAUAUGACAUGUUAGUCAUCUUCAAAUAUCUGAAGGGCUGUCGCAUGUAAGAUGGGACUACCUUUGAAGCUAGAGGACGCUCUUUCAUUGGAGGUAUUUAAACAGAGGUUGGAUGGCCAGCUGUUAGGGAUUCUUUGGUUGUGAUUCCAAUUUGGACUAGAUGGCCUUUCCAACUCUACAGAAGGUUGGGGAAGGCUGCGUGAGUAGCUCCUGUAAUGCUGAAGAAUGAGGCUUUCACUGAUGGAGCCAGGGUUUUUAAGGAAGCGGGUCUGCUCUUUCCUUGCCACUGCUCACCACACCAAGUUUACUGGGCCUCAAAGAUAACAGAUUAUCCAGUGUCACCUGAACUGGGAUUCAAACACAGACCCACUCAAAUCACAAUCCAGAAAAUUAAAUUAGGCUGCAUUUAAAGCACAUUUGAAGCAGAUUUCCCCCCUCCCAGUAGUCUGGGAACUGUAGUUUACUCGCAGAGCUACAAUUCCCAGCACCCUUAAUAAAUUACAGUUUCCAUAAUUCUUUGGGGAUGGGUGGGGAAUGUGCUUUGAAUGUAUGGUGUGAGCACAGCUUUAGGUGUGUGAAUUCCUUUGGUUUCCUUUUUACAACCUGCGUGUUGAGAAAGGGUUUGCCAUGGUAACAGUCAGGAUUGGGGCGAUCAAAAGGAUUCCUUCAGGUGAACUGGUGCCGGGGGUGUGAAAUCGUGUCCUCUUGACGAUGCAACCAGAUAUUUUAAUGAAAAGGGGACAUGGAUGCAGAGAUCAGUGGCUUGAGGUCCUCUUAGAUAAUAAGACAGGCUGAAUUAAUGGUGGCAGGAGGGCUGACUUACACUUGGCUCUUUCUCUAAAGAUGAGGUGCCUUCCUUUUGCUUUCAAAGAUUGUGCUUUAUCUCUCUACAACAGUCAAGAGCAGAUUGCAUGAGGGUUUUUUUUUAAUGUCUUGCUUAUAAUCUCUCAACGUACAUCAAAAUGGCUUUUCGCCCUCCUGAGUGUUGAGCUUUUGCAUUCAUAUAUUAAAGGCUAGAAACGCAAUAUGCUUUCUCCCUCUGCCUCCCCAGCCCGGCUUUGAUCUAUAACCUUGAAAAUGUAGAUUGCUUCCAUUGAUUUUUCUUUGUUUUGUUUUGUAUUUUCUUGUGUGUUAUCUGUCGGUGGAGUAAAGUGGCUACAAUCUAAAAUUUGCUUUUGAAGCUUUAACAGCGUUGUGUGAACAUACAGUGUUUUGAGCAGCGAGCAGUGGAGUCAGAAUGAAUUAAGGUAAUUUUGUGCCAAGGCUGUGUUCUCCGCUAUGGAAGAAGCAAUACAAUCUCUGCCUGAAGGAGAGUUAAUAUUUUCUACAUUCCGGCAGAGUGAUGCAAUAAUGAGCCGGUGAAUGAGCAGAGUGAAAGUCAUGGAGUCAAAAGAAGACAGUUACAGGCGCACGCUUCCAAUGGCUGGUGUAGAAAGGAUAUAGGAGAUAACCAACACCACUCUUCUGUACGUGUAUAUUGCGUAUAAGAUGUGAUAUCUGACCCCAAAAUCACAUCUUUGUCUGGCCUGUUGAUUAAACUAUUUGGCAUAAUAUUUUAGCUUCUUGUGAAAAUCUAGCUGAUCGUGUUAUGGCAGAAUGGAUAAUGGCUGCAUAAUCUCUUCUGUGUAUAUAAUUCUCUCUUUCCUUCUUCCUCAUUAGCGUGUGUGUGUGUGUGUGUGUGUGUGUGCGCGCGCACACACACACACACACACACAGACAGAGAGAAGCAUAUAUUACAUGAAGAAGAGGUUCCUGGAAAUGAAGCGAAUCCAUUACCUCUCCACCAUUUGAAGAGGGGGAUUUCCAUGCCUUGCAGCAUGUGACCUGCAAACAGGCGGCCUAACAGCAACUCCAAUUAGCAGGCUCGUGUGGCUAACUUGCCAUUUGUUGAGUUACUUCAUUUAACAGUAUUCAUAUGCCACUUGAUUGUAAUUAAACCUCAAAGUUGUUUACAGAAAAUAAGGCAUUACAGGCUGGAUUCAGCUAUAUAGUUGCACUAGUGGGAGCCUUCGAAGUGAGUCCUGCUACUGCACGCAGUAGGUCUUUCCUUGCUCUCCCCCGCCAAGUGGCUGUGGAAGGGUCAAGAGAACUCAGAGGAGGAGAACAUUCCAAGAAGUGUGACAUUGAAUUCUGUUAGCAUAAAUCCUAUACAUGGUACAGAUGCGGCAUGUGGCUGAAUUGUUUACUUUAUAUGAUUGCUGUAACUUUCCCACACACAGGAGACUGUGUAACUUGAUCUCCUGUCAUGUGAUGUUCUUUGUUCUCUUUCUACUUUCAUUUUCUUCUGAACUGGAGAGUGAUGGCUGAACACACACUCUCUGAAUAAACGUAGAUUAGCACCUACGAUUGUUUGCUGUCUUCUUUACCGAAGCCAGUGGCAAUAGUAAGAAUAUUGGUGAGUAACACCCCAAUAUUCCAACAGUGGUAGCAGAGGAUGGUUGAGCUCUGGUUUCGAUCCACGGACCUCUGAAAAGCGUGAAAACAGGCACGUAAUCAGGCCUCAAUCUGCAGCAGCUGAUCCUGAGGAAUUUCGCCUGCUUGGGAGUCACCGGUUCCUGCGUUCCAGGGGAGGAAGUGCACGGAAAGUCUGCGUUCCUUAUCACCGGAGCAGUGAGUAACCGGGACUGAUUUAUAGCGGCAAUAAAACCUCUAAAGCAGCAGCUUAAUUGCAGAUGCCUGCCGAAAGCCUAAUUUGCAGCUUCUUUGUACUUUGAAGUCAGAAGCUAGCAGCACGCUUACAGAAGCAAGAUGGCUAAAGCCGGGGAUUCAGAUCAAACACCCAAGAGUUUGUGUCCUUUGUUAAAUGACUCAAAUUAUGCAACGUGGAGUGUUAAAAUGGAAUGUGUUCUUAUCCGGCAAGGACUUAUUGAGUUGAUUCAGAACGCACCGCCCGUUUUGCCAGGCCAAAGGUGGUUGAAUCGCAACGCACAGGCAAGGGCAACAAUAGUUCUGCAUUUGGACCCAUCACAGCUGGUUCAUAUUCGGAACUUAGAUAAUGCUUAUGAUGUUUGGACUCAUCUUCGGGACGAGCACCUGAGGUUGCGCGCCGGAUCAACAACAUUAUUCUUUCAGAGAUUAAUUAAUUUGCGUCUGAAGGAGGGAGGAGACUUGAGAGCCCAUUUGCAUCAGAUGCGUCAACUACGCCAGGAGCUAGCUGACAGAAACGUCAAUUUGGAUGACGACAUUUAUUGCUUUACAGUGCUAAAUAGCCUUCCCAAGUCCUAUAAUGCUAUUGCAGCCCAGCUGGGGGCUCAAGACCCUCAGCAAAUGACUGCAGCAGGAAUUUAUGCUUCAUUGCUUAAUGAGGAGGACAGGACCCGCGCACAGGCGGAGGCCAACGGGGAGCGCUACUCACCCUCACCUGGUGCAUCUGCAGAGACUGCACAAGCCCUUAAAACUGUGGUCAGAUGCCAGUUAUGCAAUAUUCCUGGGCACACAGCCAAGACAUGCAGACGACCCCAGAAGGACUCAGGAAGUCAACAACAGGCUUCUGGGCCUAAGGGGCGAGGCAGCGGCGGUAGCAGCAGCGGCGGCGGCAGCAGCAAGGGCCCUACAGCACGCAAAAUGCUUGUAAUGCUCACUCAGCUUGAUGACCAAGACGACGACGGGUCUUAUCUGAUCAUAGAUUCGGGAUCUUCGCACCAUCUGGUGAACGACAAGAGACUGUUCCAGACUUUCGAGAAGCUGGACUCCAUCGUGUCACAGGCAGAUGGCAAUUCCUUGAAAUCCAUUGGAAAGGGAACUAUUUUUCUGAAAUCUCUAAAUUUGAGUAUCAGUAAUGUGUAUCUUGUUCCAGAGUUGAAGCAAAACCUUUUCAGUGUUUCUCAAAUUGAUGAAAAGGGGUUUGAGCUGUGUUUUCACAGGGGCACCUGUGUGAUUUCUAAAGAUGGAGAAGUUCUUUUGACGGGACACAGAGACAAAGAUAACCUUUUCAGAUUAUCUUAUGAUAAAAGUGAUGCAUGCUUUAAUGUUGUUGAUGAUUGUUUGACAGGUCCAGAGGAGCCUAAGGAGGCAAAGAAGCAACCAAGCAAGAAAGGUCUAACACGUUGUUUCCAGAUCGUUUCUGCUGGUGUUUUUGGUCCUAUGCCGAAGUCCCUUGGCAAGGCCAAAUAUUAUCUUUUGAUAACUGACCACUUCUCUAAGUAUACGUGGUUUUAUCCUCUGCAAAAGCCUCAGCAGGCUAUUGUGAAAUUCUCUGAAUUUCAUGCUAAGGUUGAACUGAAACAUGGUUGUAAAAUUGAAUGUUUGUUAACCAAUGACAUUCCUCUUUUUACUUCACAGGAGUUUCAAGCCUUUUUUGAUGACAAAGGCAUUCACCACAAGUUUGCCAAAACCCAGGCAGCUUGGGACAAAAGCUUAUGUGUUAAGGUUAACACUGAGUUAGAAGCAGGCAUGCAGGCGCAACUGCUGAGUUCAGGAUUGUCUGAACAACUGUGGGCUGAAAGCAUCUCAUUUUUCCUUUACCAGUGGCUCAGACAGGUUCCUAAAGGACAGAGGCGUUCUCCUUAUGAGAUUCUGUUCCAACAAAAGCCUGAUGUGAGCAACACUAAGGUUUUUGGAAUCAAAAUGUGGGUAGCUUCGCUUGAGGGCAAGCCAGUCCAAGGCAUUCUAUUGGGUUUUGAGGAAGGUCAAUACAGAGUUAUGUUGUCUUCUUCCAAUGAGGUGAUUCUUACUCAAGAGGUAGAACACUCUCCUACGCCACAAGAAACAUAUGUUCUUGAUGAAUUUCCCAUAGGUGCCAAUGAUUUUGAUGCUUCCUACACUGACACAAGUGGUAGUGAUAAUGAUUCCUUUGCUGAAGGCUCUACCCCGAGUAGCUCUGACACAGGGGAGACAGUCAUACACAAAGGAACUCAUGCUGUUUUUAACAGACCAUCAUCGGAUGAUGAAAAAGUGCUUGAAGCACUAGAUCCACUGUUUACCAUUGGUAUGAGUUCUCCCAAAAGUCCUGAGGGGGAGAAUCUCAGUAAACAGGAUUUGCACCUCUCACGCAGGUCUGAGAGGAUUAGAAGAGGACCCAAGAGGUAUUCUCAGGAGUUUGCCAACACAGCAAUUGCAAAUUUAGCUGUGCUUAGAACUCCAAAACAGGCAGCAGUCACACAGGCUAAGCCACAACAACAGGUUGUCAAACGCAACACUGUUUCUGUCAACAGAGCAACUGCUCUGGUCCCCUGGAAGCCAAAGCUGGUCAAUCCAGUCUCAGAGAGUUCCACAGCAGGAAAGUCCUACUUUGUUUAUGACAACUGUCUGUUCACUUCUCUUAAUGAUGCUCUCACAUUUGCAUCUUUUUCCAUUUCAGGAUUCAGGGGAGAUGUUAGCAUAAAUCCUAUACAUGGUACAGAUGCGGCAUGUGGCUGAAUUGUUUACUUUAUAUGAUUGCUGUAACUUUCCCACACACAGGAGACUGUGUAACUUGAUCUCCUGUCAUGUGAUGUUCUUUGUUCUCUUUCUACUUUCAUUUUCUUCUGAACUGGAGAGUGAUGGCUGAACACACACUCUCUGAAUAAACGUAGAUUAGCACCUACGAUUGUUUGCUGUCUUCUUUACCGAAGCCAGUGGCAAUAGUAAGAAUAUUGGUGAUUAACACCCCAAUAUUCCAACAGUGGUAGCAGAGUUCUGGCAGAGCUCUGGUUUCGAUCCACGGACCAAAAAAACACCAGCAGAAACGAUCUGGAAUAACUAUCAAUAAAAGACAGCUAAAAACAGGUAUUUAAAAACCAUUCCAUGCUAAUUAAAAUAAACAGUAAUCUAUAAACAGAUUAAGACGCAUGUAACUUCUGUGGAUAGCCUUGCCUAACCCAAAAUGUUUUAAGCAGGUGCUGGAAAGAGACUUCUUCUUCUUAGGCGAUCACUCAUAGCCAAGUAAGAUUGCCUUCCAUGAACACGAUCUUAACAGUGAGUCUGUAAGUGACUGUGGAGGUCAAUUCUGGAUCCACACGUCCUUCCACAGUGGAGACAUAGAUUUCUUGGACGGAGUUGAUCACUGUGAGGGUUUGCCAAGUGUGGCUUCCUCUUAGCACGUUUCUCCCUUUCGUCCUGAGUUUGAGUGUCUUCAAAGCCCAUGACACCUUUGGUAAAGGCUGUUCUCCAGUUGGAGUGCUCAGAGGCCAGUGUUUCCCAGUUGUCGGUGUUUGUACUACAUUUUUUAGAUUUGCCUUGAGAAAGUCUAUUAAUCCCUUUUGUUAACCACCAGCAUUACGCUUUCCAUUUUUAAGUUGGGAAUAGAGUAGUUGCUUUGGAAGACAAUCACCAGGCAUCCGAACAACAUGACCAGUCCAAUGAAGUUGAUGCUGAAGAAUCAUUGCUUCGACACUGGGGAUCUUUGCUUCUUCCAGUAUUAGUUUGCCUGUCUUCCCAAGUGAUGUGUAAAAAUUUUCGGACACCAUUGAUGGAAUCUUUGAAGGAGUUGGAGAUGACGUUUCUAAGUGGUCCAUGUUUCACAAGCAUACCGUAAGGUUGGUAGUACAAUAGCUUUGUUAAGCAUUUUGGUUUCCCUGUCCUGGUCCUCAACACCCUGCACUUCAAUCGGGAGAAAGCAAAGGCACCUGCCUGAUGUCUUCUAUCUGAAAUCCUUUUAACUAGAUACAGGGCCUGCACAUCAUAUGUAGCUGUUACAUUCCAUGGAUGGCAUGAAUACGCAAAAGUACAUAUACUCAAACCACCACCCUGGAACUGUCCCUAUGUGACCAUCUUGCCUUACCAGAUAGUUUGUAGGACCCCUUACCAUUAGGUCCAGUCGUGGACAACUCUGGGGUUGCGGCGCUCAUUUCACUUUAUUGGCCGAGGGAGCCGGCGUUUGUCCACAGAGAGCUUCCAGGUCAUGUGGCCAGCAUGACUAAGCCACUUCUGGCAAACCAGAGCAGCGCACAGAAACGCCGUUUACCUUCCUGCCGGAGCAGUACCUAUUUAUCUGUUUGCACUUUGACAUGCUUUCAAACUGCUAGGUGGGCAGGAGCAGGGACCAAGCAGCAGGAGCUCACCCUGUCGCGGGGAUUCGAACCACUGACCUUCUGAUCGGCAAGCCCUAGGCUCUGUGGUUUAACCCACAGUGCCACUUGCAUCCUUGCUUACUCAUAUCCAAAUUGAGUACUUGGAGGGAACUUUCCUCCUGCUAUAUGUUUCAGGGUAGAACGAAGCAAAAAGUUAAUUUAAAAUAGUAAGAAUUUUUCUUGUUUGUACAGAACAUUUCUUCCACGUACCUCUGUGAAAGGCAGGCAGACAUGUUGCAGUUAGUAAUCGGAAUAACACUACAAAAAUGUGAAGUAUGUUGCAGAAACGUAAAUCACUGGAACCUGCAUUCUCCAUUCUCCUCUCAUCUUUUUGGAACACACUCCAAAUAAUUUGUAGCCACUGGGAGUAUGUGAUAUUGGCACAGCUCAGCAGAAGGCUUCUGCUAAAUUCUUCCUAGUGUUCCAAACUAUCAGGAGCAGUAAAUUUAGUCUUUUGAGAAAAAUGAAUACCCUUCCCCGCCAAGGAAUAACAUUUCUUAAAGGUUAAGUCUAUCUCCAAAGAUAUUUAAUCUGCUUUGAUUUAUUCUAGGGCUUCCAUCUUGCAAAAUCUGUACUUCAAAAUUUUCCAAACAAACAAGCAAAAAAGAACAGAAUUAAAAAGAUUUUACAAUCUUCAUAUUGAAAAUAACUGGGUAUAGCAUGAGAUGUAAAAACCCUAUCCUUCUGAGGGGAUGCCCCGGAAGCUAUAUGGGAGAACAGUCAGCAUUUCACUGUUAAUCUCUUUAAGAUUGUCUGUGCCAAGAAUACUCCUCCAUGGCUCCUGAGGUACGUGACAGCUAUCACCCAGUGACUAAUACCCCCUUUAUAGGCAACAUGCUGGAGAGAGUGAUGGCAAUUCAGCUGCAGACACUUCUGAAAGAAAUCAAUUAUCUGAACCCAGUCCGAUCUCUCUUUUCGGUCAAAGUUCAGCAUUCAGACUGCUGUAUCCUGUUGGUUCUUUCCCUCCUUCCCUUCCCUCUUUUUGCACAAUGGCUGCUGAUGUCACAGUACCAAGUUGGGGAAACACUAAGACUAUUUAUUACUUACAUGGUGCCCUCUUCUCCCCUCCUGCCACCCCUCUGGCAUCUCAACUGUGUUUGAGUGUUAAAUAUAAUCUGUGUUGCUUCACUGACCACUGUGCAAGGUCCUUAUAGCAUUCGCAUCUACACCUGUCCACUUAACAAUAAAACUAUCUUCUAUUUUUAAACCUCAGCGGCACAACUCCAUCUCCUUCAUUACUUGAAAGUCCAGGCUCAGCUCAGAACUAAAAAUAGGUUUAUCUCUUUGGCGAUCACUUGUAGCCGAGUAAGAUUGUCUUCCAUAAACACGGUUUUAACAACGAGUCCGUAAGUGAUUGUGGGGGCCAAUUCUGGAUCCACACGUUCUUCCACAGUGGGGACAUAGGUUUCCAGGCGGAAGUUGAUCACGGUGAGGGGGUGCCAAGCAUGCCUUCCUCUUAGCGUGUUUCUUCCUUUCAGCCUGAGUUUGAGCAUCUUCAAAGCCCAUGACACCUUUGGUAAAGGCUGUUCUCCAACUGGAGCACUUCCAGGCCAGUGUUUUCCAGUUGUCAGUGUUUCCCAGUUGCCAUUUUAUACUACAUUUUUUUAAAGUUUUGCCUUGAGACAGUAUUUAAACCUCUUUUGUUGACCACCAACAUUACACUUUCCAUUUGUAAGUUGGGAAUAGAGUAGUUGCUUUGGAAGACGAUCAUCAGGCAUCCACGCACAACAUGACCAGUCCAACGAAGUUGAUGUUGAAGAAUAGGUUUAUACAGUUAGAACACUGUGGGUCUCCAAUCCUUGUUUUGAAGCUCACAUGAUUGAAAAUGCUUGCUAUUGUCAUGGCCUUGGGACUGAGGUAUCAGGCAGCAGUUGAGAGGUGGGGUCAGACGUGCUCCCCAAUCCUUCCCACAUAGGAUCCUCUGCUUCCGAUCCUGUUGCCCCAUCUGCUAACACCUUCGAAGGUACCACAGCACUCUGAAGAGUGGGACUUUUCCAGAAAGCUAGAAUGCCUUGGGGUAGUGUUUUUCAACCAGGUCCCCACUGACCACAACCUUCACCCACAAGAAGGAGCUGGUAACUGGAAAAGAAGAUGCAGGUCCUUUAAGAUGGCUGGUUGUAGCACUAAGCGGGGGUUGAAUCUCCAGAAGUACCUUAGCUACAGGGUUGCUAUCAGUGGCCUUGAACUGGUGCAAAUAAUAUCUGGGACAGCAUCUGCAGUGCUGCAGUGGAGACAGGUUGUGUAUCCCCAGAAGUGACCAGAGGAGGAGUGACUAAUGGGAGGAGUGCAGACAGAAGAAACUGUAGCAGCAAAACCGGACACCUUCAUCUCCCUCACCUGCAAUAAAACAUGUCUCUCCCGUAUCAGUCUCUACAGCCACAGCAGGUGCUGUAAGUCUCCCAAAGGUUUGACAUAACCCAAGAAGGUGCACUCCUCCAUUGGGACAGAGUGUGCAGAAUUUGCAGUGCUGUCCAGGGUCCUGAAGCUGCCUUGCUCCAGAUCAGCUCUAGCUAUCGCCACCUCCCCUUGCAUCUUCUUGGAACCACCAUCAUCCUGGAACAACAGAAUCUCUGAUGGAUCAGGACACCGACCACAUACUAAGACAUUCCUUUUCCAUGAAGUAUCUAGCUAUGUAGUUGGUUUGCUUUGGUCCCCCCGAUUGUUUAAAAGAUGAAUAGUCUUGCCCAGCAGAACUAGAUAGCUUGGUGUUUUUUUAAGUAUAGCAGCCGUAUUUUGCAGGUGAUCUAAAAGCAAUAAAAUGAUACAAAUAGUGAUAUGACUGUUUUUUAAAAAAACAGAAGCAAGAAAAUCCUCUGAUACAGGAGGAGGAGUUUUUUUGGUGUGUGUUUUAAAUUCUCUCUGCCUUGCCUCCCCCCCCCAAUUCUUCCACCAUAAACAUAUAAUUUAUUCCUCUUUUUCUGAACGGUUAAUUGACCUGGCAAAACCAGAGAGCCCUCUAUGCUUUCACCAUCUCAGGCAUGGCUUUAGUCUCUGGCUAGUCUAGCUAGCUUGAUUAGAUACCUUUAUAGAGCUUUUCCAACUCUUGGAUUCUUGAAUAUCCCAAUGUGAAAUUCAACUGCUGCCUGGUACCUACGUCAAUAUGAACAACCUUUCCAGAGAUUUCUCAUGUGUCCGUCUACUUCCUCCAUCUAGAGAUUCAGCAAAUACGGUUCAUGUUCAUAGCCUGAUUUAUGGGCAGUGCAACCCCCAGGAGUUGAUUGGAGCUACUUGCCGCAGUAAAUUAGAUAUUGAGCCCUUCAGGGCAAGGUCUUGGCCUCUCAUGCUUUUGUAGAGUGCCCAGCACACUUUGCUGAUCUGGAAAAUGGCUAUUAAUUAAGCAUGCAGAACACUGCAGCAACAAGGACUGCUGUCAACCAUUUCUUUGUGGGUCAAGGACUUAUUUCUCUUGGUUGGGAGUAGGUGUGCAUGCAAAUAUAAUCUUCUCCACCUCUUUCACUUCUUCUUAAAGACUUUUUGGAGUAAUAGGAGUUGGAGAUUUCUAUUACAGUGGUACCUCUGGUUAAGAACUUAAUUCGUUCCGGAGGUCUGUUCUUAACCUGAAACUGUUCUUAAACUGAAGCACCACUUUAGCAAAAGGGGCCUCCUCCUCCUGCUGCACCGCCAGAGCACGAUUUCUGUUCUCAUCCUGAAGCAAAGUUCUUCACCCGAGGUACUAUUUCUGAGUUGGCGGAGUCUGUAACCUGAAGCGUUUGUAACCCAAGGUACACUGUACUUCAGACUUUAAAUUAUGACAGCCAAGUGCCGCUGGUGGAAAGGUCUAAGUUGGCUUUAGCAUGAGGAAUGUUUUUGGACACCCUCUAGGGACACAGAUCCGACAUUAGCUCCUUUCCCUGAGGUUUAUAGAGGAGAACUUCACAGUGGGUUGCAUUCCUUGUUAAUUAGUGGAAGAAGAUGUGCCAUUUGAAUGUUCUAUCUAUUCCAUACAUAGUGAUGUAUGGAAGUGAGAGCUGGACCAUAAAGAAGGCUGAUCGCCGAAGAAUUGAUGCUUUUGGUAGUUCUUGAAGCUACCAACAUGAAUUUGACCAAACUGCGGGAGGCAGUGCAAGACAGGAGUGCCUGGCGUGCUCUGGACCAUGGGGUCACGAAGAGUUGGACAUGACUAAACAACAACAACAACAUCUCUGACCCCACCGUCCUUGUGCUCAUCUUACAGGUGUGCUUGAAUUCACAAGGGCUUGCAUAGAACUUGCCAGUGGAUUGUACCCAUGGGCCAGAGCUGUUAAUCUUCUACUCUGCCCCUCUUGACAACCUCUGAGAUUCAGCUCUGGAGGCAGCCACUUAGUUCACCUCAUGCUGAAACUAUCUUCCGGUAAAGGGUUAAGUACAGGUUCUGCUUUGUACUUUGGGAGAAAUUAUAUGCUAUACCGGGGUAGGCAACCUAAGGCCCGGGGUCCGGAUGCGGCUCAAUCGCCUUCUCAAUCUAGCCCGCAGACGGUCUGGGAAUCAGCGUGUUUUUACACGAGUAGAAUAUGUGCUUUUAUUUCAAACCCAUCUCUGGGUUAUUUGUGGGGCCUGCCUGGUGUUUUUACACGAGUAGAAUAUGUGCUUUUAUUUAAAAUGCAUCUCUGAGUUAUUUGUGGGGCAUAGGAAUUUGUUCAUUCCACCCCCCCCCCCAAAAAAAUAUAGUCCAGCCCACCACAUGGUCUGAGGGAUGGUGGACCGGCCCACGGCUGACAAAGGUUGCUGACCCCUGGGCUAUACAGUACUUGACCUGCCUUGCACUUGAUAUUUCAUCAGUAUUGAAAUUGUGUCAUUUUUGCCCUGUGUUUAGAUAAGAUGCUGGCAAAUCAGUUGUGAAUCUUGGGCUGCUGUGGCUCAUUUGUAUGAGAGCUAUUUUUAUCAUAUAAUUGUAGAGUUGGGACUCCAAUGGUCAUCUAGCCAAAAUCCCUGCAAUGCAGGAAUCACAGCUAAAGAAUCUCUGACAGAUGGCGAUUCAACCUCUGUUUAAAAACCUCUACCACCUUCCAAGGGAGUCCGUUCCACUGCGGAACUGCUCUUAACAUCAGAAAGUUCUUCCUGAUGUUCAUUCAGAAUCUCCUUUCUUGCCAUUUGAAUCCUUUGGUUCGGGUCCUGCCCUCUGAAGCAGCAGAAAACCAGCUUGCGCCAUCUUCCAUUUCACAGCCCUGGGUAUGGUCUUGCUGAAGGUACGCACUUCAAAGUCAGGUUGAUUUCCGUGGUGCAGAUCGGAUAUGUGGUUAAUUUUUUGUCAUUGGAAUCAAUAGGACAAAUGCUUAACUUUGACUGGAUCACGUCACGUACCGGUAUAUUUUCCUUCAAGACACGACUGGCUCUUCUUGCAAUGCUGGGACACAGCUGCAGAAUUCACCUUCAUAAGAAAAUCAAUAACAAAGCUUGUCUUAGUUUGUGUGUGUUAGAAUGUUAUUUAACUAUCCAAGCACCUUUUGCACUCUUAUUUCUUCUUUUUUAAGUACUCUUCCUCCUCCAUGCCUCACUGGUCUUUAAGGAAAGAAUAUGUCUGUAGUGCUCAAGCUUUAUAUCAAAGCAAUUUCGCUCUUAAAUAGAGACGUUAGGUUUCUCAGACCAUCCUAAUAGGUUGGAUAAGUUUCAUACCUCCUUGCUUAGCAGGAUGAAGUAAGGCUUAACCAAAUCAGCAUUGAGCAAACAAUACCGUGUUUCCCCUUUUUUAAUACGUAGCCAUAAAGUAAGCCAUGGCAGCAUUUUUUAGGAGUUGCUAUAUCUAAGACACCCCCCGAAAAUAAGACAUACCUCUCAUACCAUAUACAGCGAGACCGCCAAGCGCCCCAGCCAGCCAGCGGGACCCAGCCAGCCAGCGGGGCCUGGAACCAGCUGCUGCAGCGGCGAGCCACCUGCCGGAACAGGCGGCUGCAGAGUGGAGCGCUCUGCAGC
Zootoca vivipara (common lizard) is the source of this 41087-nucleotide messenger RNA. The record is from RefSeq and is a predicted model, not a curated record. Lineage: Eukaryota; Metazoa; Chordata; Lepidosauria; Squamata; Lacertidae.